Molecule: messenger RNA, 456 nt
Organism: Rangifer tarandus platyrhynchus (Svalbard reindeer)
Lineage: Eukaryota; Metazoa; Chordata; Mammalia; Artiodactyla; Cervidae
Source: the annotation of a GenBank genome assembly
AUGGGGAGCCCACCUAGAGAGAAUCUGGAAGACAGAAUUGAACUGGGGGUUCCAAGGUGCCACAGGACAGCUUGCGACCUGCUGUCAGUGGCCGCAGCUGGUGUGGGCCUCCUCGGUAACGGGCCCCUCUGUGAGCAAUGGGCCUCUGAGCAGGGGCCUUGUGCGCUCUCCUGGCUGAGCUCUGUCUGCUGUGCUGUGCUUUCUGUGAGUAAAGAGACCUGCUACUUCUGGGGUUUCCAGUUUUAUUUCAGGGAAUUCCCAGAGACCCUGCCCGGCCUCGUAGAAAUGGCAAGUCCCCCAGGCCCAUUUUACAGACAGGGAGUGAUUGAGGCUCCAGGAGGUCAGAGGUCAGAGCAGCAAAGAGAGCCUCCCACCAGGGGAGUGUGGGCAGGUGGGAGGGAUCUGCUAGCCAGCUCUCAGAGGUUUUGUGUUUCCCACUGGCUCCCUGCGCUUUGA